Messenger RNA from Anoplopoma fimbria (sablefish), 1017 nucleotides. It is a transcript of the gene opn1sw1, whose product is annotated as opsin 1 (cone pigments), short-wave-sensitive 1. The transcript is spliced from 5 exons. Gene Ontology annotation, molecular function: G protein-coupled receptor activity. The record is from RefSeq and is a predicted model, not a curated record. The coding region runs from base 1 to 1017 and encodes 338 amino acids. Gene Ontology annotation, biological process: phototransduction; G protein-coupled receptor signaling pathway; visual perception. Gene Ontology annotation, cellular component: membrane; photoreceptor outer segment. Lineage: Eukaryota; Metazoa; Chordata; Actinopteri; Perciformes; Anoplopomatidae.
AUGGGGAAACACUUCCACUUGUACGAGAACAUUUCUAAAGUGAGUCCCUUCGAGGGGCCACAGUAUUACCUGGCCCCUCACUGGGCGUUUCACCUGCAGACCAUCUUCAUGGGUUUAGUACUGUUCGCUGGAGCUCCCCUAAACUUCAUCGUUCUCUUCGUCACGCUCAAAUACAAGAAGCUCCGAGUCCCACUCAACUACAUCCUCGUUAACAUCUCCUUCGCAGGAUUCAUCUUCGUCACCUUCUCCGUCAGUCAGGUGUUUGUUGCCACCAUGAGGGGUUACUACUUCCUGGGUUACACCUUGUGUGCCAUGGAGGCUGCCAUGGGAUCUAUAGCAGGACUUGUGACAGCCUGGUCUUUGGCUGUCUUGUCUUUUGAGAGAUAUCUGAUCAUCUGUAAACCGUUCGGAGCCUUUAGGUUCGGCAGUAACCACGCUAUGGCUGCUGUUGCCUUCACCUGGUUCAUGGGAGUCGGUUGUGCCAUCCCACCUUUCUUUGGCUGGAGCAGGUACAUCCCUGAAGGUCUGGGCUGCUCCUGUGGACCCGACUGGUACACUCACAGCGAGGAGUUCAACUGCACCAGUUACACCCACUUCCUGAUGGUGACCUGCUUCAUCUGUCCGCUCAGCAUCAUCAUCUUCUCCUACUCUCAGUUACUGGGUGCUCUGAGAGCUGUAGCAGCUCAGCAGACGGAGUCCGAAUCCACCCAAAAGGCCGAGAAGGAAGUGUCGAAGAUGAUAAUCGUGAUGGUGGGAUCCUUCGUCUCCUGUUACGGCCCGUACGCUCUGGCAGCUCUUUACUUCGCCUACUCUACGGACGAAAACAAAGACUAUCGACUCGUCACCAUCCCUGCGUUUUUCUCCAAAAGCUCGUGUGUCUACAACCCGCUCAUCUAUGUCUUCAUGAACAAACAGUUUAAUGCCUGCAUCAUGGAGACGUUCUUUGGAAAGGUGAUGGACGAAUCAUCUGAAGUUUCUUCAAAGACUGAAGUGUCAUCGGUGUCCACAGCUUCUUAA